AAUAACUGCAGGAAAGUUUCAUCGAGCAAAUAAAAUGACACCAAGUGUAUUCUCCAAGUUAAGAAACGGCAGCGUUAAUUUUUGUGGGUGGUGACUAAAGAAGAGCCAAUAGCUGGCGGCCCACUUGGACUUUAAGUCAGCCCAUUUUUGUUUGUCUAACCAAAAAUGGUAGCUAGGUCUCUUUUGUAAGAUUGCAUACCGUUUCUUCUCUUAGGUCUUUUUUAACAUAUAGAGUUCUUCUUUUGAUCGGUCAUCAUGAUUAUAUUGUCGAGAUUGCUUGCAAAGUCAGUGGCGAGGUUUCAUUGCGUGUCGAAGCGAUGGGCAUCAACGUUAGAUAGUCCAAAUUUCAAGGAGUUGUUCCUGACCAAGUCCUCGGCUAAGCCGCUUCUCUUAUUCGCCAUCGAAGAAGAAGGUAUUUGGAGUUUCUUCUCGUCGCCUCAGCUUGAGAAUCCAUAUGAGAAAUCCUCGUCGACUCUUGUAGCAGCCGCAUCAUUUCAUGUGAAGUUCUCACCAGACAAUUUACGGAUCAAUCAUUAUUAUAACCUAAGAUAUUUUUCAAUUGGCUACGCCUCUGGCUUGAUCUAUAUCUAUGGUGAUCGACACCAGGCUAGACCUCUGAUAUGUAACCCCAACACAGGACGGUAUGCAAUCUUACCUUAUAGGUAUACCUACAGAAAGGCGUAUAGCUUUUUCGGGUUUGAACCGAUUGACAAGCAAUACAAGGUAUUGUCCAUGGCUUAUCCAUGUGGUCCUGGUCAUGAUAAAGUUCUUACAUUUGGAGCUGGAGAUAUGACGUGGAGAAGGAUAAAAUGUUCCUUGAGGCAUGAUGCUUAUAGUGAAGGGGUAUGCAUCAAUGGGGUUUUGUAUUACUUAGGUGACACGUCGGAUUGUUAUAAUGAUGGUCAUGAUGUAACGUCUCGUUAUGUGAUAGUUUGCUUUGAUCUUAGGUCUGAAAAGUUCACCUUUAUUGGCGUAGAAAGGUCUUGUGGAUUGAUAAACUAUAAGGGUAAAUUAGCUGUGAUUUUUUGGGAGGAUUAUGACGACUUUUAUUCGGAGGAUGGCGACGCCGAGUUGCGUGUGUGGGUUUUAGAGGACGUUGAGAAACAUGAAUGGUCGAAAUAUGCCUACACUUGGACCGAUGGUAAAUUCUUCCGUCGUCAGGUUUCCAUGGUUGGAGUGACCACUUCGGGUGAUAUAGUGUUUUCGAUGUGCAAGUAUACAUUUGAAGAACCGUUUUAUGUUUUUUACUUGAAUCCCGAAAGGAAGACUCUCCAACGUGUUGAAAUCCAAGGUUUUGGUGAAGUGUUUAAGGAAACUUGUAGCGUUUGCACCUUUGUAAACCACGUACAGAAUAGUAAUGUUAACCAUUUAAAGCUACUCCAGUCAGAGCAUCCUCCAUUGGUGGAGCCAGAAUAUUAUGGACAAUCAGAGUCAGAUUCAGAAUGAGACUGAGAAGGGACAAGGAGAAGAAGAUAGAGACGAUCAUUGGACUUAGGUGAAAGCAAUGGGCAUGUCAUUUUGUGCUCUUAAGUCUUACCUAUGAGUUUUUUUUUUUCUUUUUUCGGUUAACCUUAUCUAUAUUUACUGUCUUUUUCCUCUCUUGAACGAGCUUUAUACAUGUAUCCUUCAUUUUGUUUGGUCUCAAGAACAUGGUUUUGUAGUUUCUCUUAGUUCUCUGUC
Messenger RNA from Arabidopsis lyrata subsp. lyrata, 1680 nucleotides. Its product is annotated as F-box protein At2g15640. Gene Ontology annotation, molecular function: protein binding. The transcript has a single exon. Bases 256 to 1446 code for a protein of 396 amino acids. The record is from RefSeq and is a predicted model, not a curated record. NCBI's taxonomy places the organism in Eukaryota, Viridiplantae, Streptophyta, Magnoliopsida, Brassicales, Brassicaceae.